Patiria miniata (bat star) is the source of this 3397-nucleotide messenger RNA. RefSeq names its product Krueppel-like factor 13. The record is from RefSeq and is a predicted model, not a curated record. The coding region runs from base 350 to 1198 and encodes 282 amino acids. The transcript is spliced from 2 exons. Gene Ontology annotation, molecular function: DNA-binding transcription factor activity, RNA polymerase II-specific; RNA polymerase II cis-regulatory region sequence-specific DNA binding. Gene Ontology annotation, biological process: regulation of transcription by RNA polymerase II. NCBI's taxonomy places the organism in Eukaryota, Metazoa, Echinodermata, Asteroidea, Valvatida, Asterinidae.
AUACGUCACACGUAUACGACGUACAUGCAGAAGGGUCGUUUCUUUGUGCCUUCGUAACAAUAGAAACCGCGGGAGAAAACACAUAGCACACACCUCCCCCCAUGCAUCGUCAACAUAACCAUUCGAGGCAGCAAACCAUGAGGAAAGUCCCCUCAAAUGGUCCCAGCUUUGAUCACAAUUUCAACGGAGAUUUCACCACCGAUUGGAGAUAAAUCCUGCUUUUUUCCUUCACUCUGUGCUACUUCGUGAGUGUAUUUACGUGUACGCGGGUUUAUUUCUAACUGCGCCACACCGCCUCUACGCAUUAUAAUUUGACAGCUGGACGAGUUGAAUUGUACAUGCACUCGCAAUGGAUACUACGACCAUCCUGCCGAACCAACAGACAAGUUUCGACUACGGACAGACAGACAUGGACGUCACCUCAGCUGCUGAGUGUCUCCUAGCGAUUGCUAAGUCCAGGCCCCCUUGGAAAUCACCGGUGAUCGCCCCAACACCCUUACCGGCGGAGCUGGGCUACACCACCCCACCGUACGACGAUGGUAUGACGCAGGACUCUGAACUGGCCGCGCUGCCUAAUCCUUUGUUCAUGGUGGCACGGAUCCUGGCCGACUUGGAGACGUACAAGAACAGAGAUCUUGCCCCCUCCCCCAUCAGUGACUGCUCCAGUUCCCUGGAGCUCAGCCAGGACCCUUUUGCCAGUAUUCCCCCUCCCGGGGUGAAAUCGAAAGGGGGCAAGAAACGACGGGCCAGGAAGUCAAGCACGUGCGAUGGGACACUCGCAACGGGACAAAGAAGCAAACGCGGGGGUAGCAAGAGGUCUGAUCGCGGGCCGGACGGCCAGCCAGUCAAAAAGCACAAGUGUCACUACAUCGGCUGCGACAAAAUGUACGGGAAAUCAUCACAUCUGAAGGCCCAUCUAAGAACACACACAGGUGAGCGACCGUUCCCCUGCACGUGGCCGGACUGCAACAAGCGGUUUGCGCGUUCCGACGAGCUGGCCCGUCACUACCGCACCCACACCGGGGAGAAGCGGUUCUGCUGCCCGCUGUGCGAGAAGCGCUUCAUGCGCAGCGACCACCUGAUGAAGCACGCCCGGCGGCACGCCAACUUCCACCCGAGCCUGCUGAAGCGGCCCCGCAGCCUGGCCGACUCCCUCAGCGACCGGUCGGCUAAUUCUAGCCCCGUCAACUCCCCUUGAACGUGUUCUGUAACUCAACCUGGGCAUAGAGAUAAUUCCAUAGCGAACAUGAUCACUGAAUACCUCAUUUUCUGGAAGAAAACAAGACUUCCUUUUUUUAUGUAAAAUCGUUUUAUGUGCUGCACUGAGAUUUUUUUGUAUUCUCCAAAACAAAUUCAAGUUUGUAUUCAGUAUAUUCCAGUUGUUUGAGAAAGUAAAAGACUACCAGGCAAAACACGUGCAGUAAAGGAAUAUAUGUAGUGUGCAGGAACCAGCUAAGGCUAUGAAAUAAAAAUAGUGACCAAUUUGGUAAGUUUUGAAAUCUAGAAUUCAUGUUUAAGUGUGUGUGGCGUGAUUUUUCUAAUGUCAUUGUUAAAAUUCGGCAUAAUGGAGUUUUGAAAGUAUACAGUUUGAAGUUGUGGAGUUGAUUUUAGUAUUAUUACUAUUAUGAUAAUUGUGUUGUUUUCACAGUGUAUUCUCCCUAUUAAUUUAUAAUGUGUGUUGUGUGUUUUGAAGAGUAAGGCUGAAUAGCGAAAGUGUAAUCAAAAAUGGACCGAUCCAUUAGGACCCGCCCCCAUGGUGUUUUGACCAAUCACAGCCGUGAUUCGUGUCCAACAAAGCGCAAGUGCGUAUACGACGCGCACGUUUUUAAACAUGCAGUAUUGCAUUGGUCUGGUUCACGUGGUGUUGCCCACGUGUGUGGGCGGGGCUUACAGGACCGCUCCAUUGAUAAAAUAGGUUGGGUUGUUUUUCGUAUUUAUGAAUAUUGACAUUUUAACUCGUAAGUUUGCUCCAGUGAUACAUGCAGUAAUCUUGAUUCCAACGUGUAUAUAUUUAAGUCAAGAAAAUGGGUUUUUAUCUUAACUGUACACAAAACAGAGGACAAAAUACUUUAUACACCAAACUCGUUUGUUGUAAUUUCACCACCCGACCAAGAACAAGAAAACCACGGUGAAGCUAUACAUAAUAAGUGCACUUUCUAGAUUUGUAAAUAAUGUUGUAAUAUUUAAACCAUAUAUAAUCUAUAUUUUAGAGUGGGUUAAAGUAAUGCUGGUGUAGGGGUUAGUGAUUUUAUUAAGUAUUUUGAGUUUUGAUGUCGACUUCCGACAAACGACAGGCUGGUUUUCUGUCUUGUAGGAAAGUUUUAAUGGAAUUUUGAAAACAUCGUACGUAGGCGUUUUACGCACCCCACUGCUUUAUCCAAGGGCAUCGGUAAUGGCAGAACACUUAAUGCAAAAUUGUGAAUGAAACGCAAAGCAUUGUGGGUAGCUAACCCUCAUGCUUAUUCAUGACGGUUUGACCUAGGUCAAAAUAGUCCAAUGGGAGCUCACAAACAAAUUAACUGUCGGCGCCUUUGAAUAAGACGUUGAGUAUACCAGAGAAUACGUUGUUGAAAGUUUGCUUUGAACACUUGUGUAUUUUGAACGGGGAUAAAGGAACAAAAAUGGUUUUGAAUUAUGCAUAAUCAUUAUGAAAAAUGAAUAUAUGCAUGCAAUUAACAUAAAUUGGGUUCGCAUGUUUUCUCAAAAGAGGAAAUUUGGAUCAUGCAGGCUUUGCAUUUUGAAUAUUCCAAUUGUUUUAAGAACUACUACAAAAUUUAUUCCUAUGCACAACUUGUUUUUGAAUCAAUAUGAAUUUUUUGUCUGGCCGGGCAGUUCAGCAUGCUACGGUCAGAAUUUGAAACAAAUCGGGUAUACGUUUUGGACGUUUUUCAGGAACGAAACUGGGUGUUUCUCUCGUUCUGGAACAAAAUGGAGAGUGUUAAAACGGAUUGAUUAAAAGAUUUGUUUGACUAAAAACUCUUAACUUAUUUAUCUCUUCCUCAGUAGUUAAAUUAAAUAUAUAUUUAUUAAAAGAAACAAUUGUAGAUAAAAGGCAUUCUGUAGAUAAAUAUUAAUCCUUGAUAUUUGUUUAUAAACCUGUAUUUUUAAUUAUAUUUUGAAAAGAAAUAAGGAACGGACUAUUUUUGUGAAGGAAUUUUUUAUUCAGGUGGCGCACACUUGAAACGGUGCCAAUACGAAUGUGAGAAUGGGGGACUUUUGAGACGUUGGUGGCAGCAUUCAUGCUCAAUGUGACUCAACGCAAACAAUAAAAAAGUACCGGUGCGUUUGCUGCCACCACCGUCUCAAAAGUCUCCCAUUGCUGGAAAAGUUGGAGGAACAACGAAUGAGUAUGCAAACAAGAAAAUAAAAGGAUAAUAAAUAUUUAAAAAAUUCGAAA